This is a messenger RNA of Prunus dulcis (almond), 2993 nucleotides long. Its product is annotated as protein O-glucosyltransferase 1-like. Bases 1353 to 2846 code for a protein of 497 amino acids. The transcript is spliced from 9 exons. The record is from RefSeq and is a predicted model, not a curated record. Lineage: Eukaryota; Viridiplantae; Streptophyta; Magnoliopsida; Rosales; Rosaceae.
UGUACCCAAGAUAGGGCUUCAUUCAGUCAAUCCUGGAUAUGGAAACUCUGGUCUAAAUACACACCUGGCUUCUUUUGGUCGGGCAUCCUUGAAUAUUUGAUGGUGUACCUAGACUGAGCCAGUUUGACUAAUCUUCAUGAUUAUAUUGGCUGUACUUGGUUACAUGAGCAUUACUAGUUAUAAGUUAGUUGGUGAGGUCAUACAUAUUCUUAUUUCAGGAGCUCUGCUUUCAUUCUAUCUGCAACCUGUUUACCUUUCUUCCAUUGCUGUUGGACAAUCGCCUCAUGGCUCUGAAAUGGUUCUUGUUGUUGAUCUCUUGAAACAAGCGCUGCAUGAUCGCGUUCUACCAUUGUCAAAUGAGCUAAUGAGUCCCUUUCAAGUGAACCAGGUGUGUGAAGUGUGUACUCUGUGAUAUUCCAUUAGAGAAGAAAGCAGCUGUUGCAGAUUUUCUUGUCCCUAAGACUUGAAUGCCCUGCCAAAAUCCCAGUCAAUCAGAUUUCGUAUCGAGAAAUCAAGGAAAUGGCGCAGGAAUUCAAUUUAACCUCAAAAAUUCUAAAAAGAAGACCUCCCUUUAGUAAUUGGCCUUUGAAACUCCCACAUUUUGAGGCAUUCUCUGCCAUGAUAUAGUGAGGCCAGUGGAUACUCAGAGUGAAUACUCUUGUCUGUGCAUAUUAUGAUCUUCAUUGUGAAAUUAAUAUGGUAAUCGAGUAAUACUUUGCACUAAUUAUUUAGAGCUUUUCAGUAUAUCAAUGUGGUUCGACAAGGACAGUUCCUCCAGCUUCAAGGAUAUAAUAUAAAGGGAAGGGUCUGUGUUGGUCUAACAAGGGAACGUGCAUUGCUUCACCUGUCGGCUGUCAAUGCUUUAAAAUGCACCUUUCAGCAUAUCAUCUCUUCAUGAAACAAGCUGGUUACGUACUACUUGCUCUGAACUUCAUGAGUCAUAAGAAGUCAAUCCGUUGACUUACUAUUAAGCAAAUAAUCCGUCCCACACGGCCAUUUUUGUGGCCAUGAGCCUAAUUUCAUCCUCGGUCCCCCCCCUAUCUAGACUGUACAGAAGUUUCACCCAUUAGCAAUAACUCACAAAGUGAUGUGGGUUCCACAUGCCGGCAAGUCUGAUUAUGAACCUCCCAAACUCAAAACUAGUGCAAAUUGUCCAAGCAGGUCAACCAGAGCAGCCUUACUUAGUGCCUAAUACUUCUACUUGAUUUAAAAAGACUAGGAAAUCUGGAGAAGAAAAUUUUGAUCACUUUCGUCAAUAUUGACUCAGUAUGCAGCAUAGAAAGCAUUACAGGACAGGACAGCAGGGCUACCUUAUCUCAAGGUCUCUUGGAAGAGAGCUUUGAAGCAUAAACAUGAAAAGUUGGAGGCCACUGAAGAAGAUAACUGCAGCAACUAUAAUCUUCUUGUUGUUGAUCUUCUUUGUUGCUGCGUUGGUACCUGCAGGCUGGAUCAAUGCUUUUAUAUUUUCAGACGCUUAUUCUAAGAAAUCAAUCACAACCACCACAAACACAACCACACCCAAGAGACCUGAAUUCCCACUGCAGUGUACCGAAGGAAUUAAUGUGACACAAGCUUGUCCAAGAACUUACCCUACCACACACGACCCAACAAAUCCUAGCUGUCCAUCCAAUCUCACAUGCCCAUCAUACUUCCGAUGGAUCCACGAAGAUCUACUGCCAUGGAAAGAGACGGGAAUCACGAGGGACAUGAUAGAGAAGGCCCGCAGGACUACGCAUUUUAGGCUCUUGAUCGUGGACGGCAAGGCUUACAUAGAGAAGUAUAGACAAUCCUUUCAAACUAGGGAUAUGUUUACGUUAUGGGGAAUUUUGCAGCUUCUAAGGGUGUACCCCGGUAGAUUGCCUGACUUGGAACUCAUGUUUAACUGUGGUGAUCGGCCCGUCAUCCCAUCAAAGGACUUUCAGGGUCCGAAUGCUGGCCCGCCACCAUUGUUUCGAUACUGCUCAGACGAGAGGAGCUUGGAUAUUGUGUUCCCAGAUUGGUCUUUUUGGGGCUGGGCUGAGAUAAAUAUAAAACCAUGGAGAAGUCUAUUGCAAAGCAUAAAAGAAGGCAAUAAAAGAACAAAGUGGGAAGACAGGGUGCCCUAUGCUUACUGGAAAGGUAACCCAAAUGUGGCACCAACCAGAAUGGACCUCCUCAAAUGCAAUGUCUCGGACAAAAAUGACUGGAACACACGCCUAUAUAUUCAGAAUUGGGAGCAAGAAUCUAAACAAGGGUACAAGGAUUCAAACCUAGAAAACCAGUGCAAGCACCGGUACAAAAUUUAUAUAGAAGGAUUGGCAUGGUCUGUAAGUGAAAAAUACAUCAUGGCAUGUGAUUCUAUGACCUUGUAUGUAAGGCCUCGCUAUCACGAUUUCUUCAUGAGAGGCAUGGAGCCAUUGCAGCACUUUUGGCCUAUUAGAUACAACAGCAAGUGCACUUCUCCCAAGUUUGCUGUGGAAUGGGGCAAUAAUCACAAAGACAAGGCGGAGACGAUUGGGGAGGCUGCGAGCAACUUCAUACAAGAAGAUCUAGAGAUGGACUAUGUGUAUGAUUACAUGUUUCAUGUGCUAAAUGAAUAUGCAAAGCUCUUGAAAUUCAAACCAACUAUACCUCCCAAUGCAGUGGAACUGUGCUCAGAAAAAAUGGCAUGCCCUGCAACUGUUACAUGGAAGAAGUUCAUGGUGGAGUCUAUGGUGGAGUCUCCAAGUGAUGAGCUCCCAUGCACUCUUCCUCCUCCGUAUGAUCCUCUGGCUCUCCGCAAUUUUCUUGAGAGAAAGGCUAACUCAACUAGGCAAGUGGAAGCUUGGGAAAAUGAGUAUUGGCAAAGUAUUGAUAAAAAGCAAUAGAAGCUUUUUCCAUGUAUUCCAUAGACCGUGACUUGUAAUUUAAUAUGUCCUAGACUGGAAUGAAGAGAUCUGAACACAAGCAUUCAAAGCUUGCUACAAAAUCAAUGGCUUCCCACUGUAAAUAUCAAUUCUGAUGAUUUGUUUGAA